Messenger RNA from Mya arenaria, 2505 nucleotides. RefSeq lists its product as uncharacterized. Lineage: Eukaryota; Metazoa; Mollusca; Bivalvia; Myida; Myidae. Gene Ontology annotation, biological process: regulation of transcription by RNA polymerase II. Gene Ontology annotation, cellular component: transcription regulator complex; nucleus. The record is from RefSeq and is a predicted model, not a curated record. Bases 599 to 1903 code for a protein of 434 amino acids. The transcript is spliced from 3 exons.
CCCACUGCCGAUCAGAUCAACUCGAUCAAGCCCGAUCAAGCGAUCGGGUACUUGUCUGGGUAGGUCGGCAUGAUUGAUCGGGAGUGGUCGGGGAGGUCUACCUUGGUCGGCAUCGCUCGGGCUUUCUACCCGAAUUUUUUUGACAUGUCAAAAAAAUUCGUGUAGCGAUCGUGUAGCCAAGCGGUCGAGAAGAGCUCGGGAAGCGAUCGUGUAUUGAUCGAGUUGAAGAUCGAGUUAAUCGAGAAACAAUCGUGUAGCGAUCUUGUUUGGUCGGAUUGACAUCUUUUACCCGAUCUGUAACCGAUCUUCUCGACUUCUACUCGAGUAAUAUACGAUCGCAUCCCGAUUAAGUAGAUCUCUGUUCGAUCUCUUGUCCAGAUUAUCAAGACUGCUACCCGACUACUCCACGACCACACACGACCGCACACGAUCAAACCCCGAUCACUGUUCGACCAUACACGAGCUCACGUGACUAAAGCAAGAAAAGCGUGCUGACCAGUGUCUCAUAAGUUGUUUGGACGCUGAAGAUAUAACAUCUUUAGCAAACCAAUAUCUGUUAAAACAUCUUCAGCCAAGCCAUUUCUACUACAAACUAAAGAUGCCGAGAAAAGGCAAAAGGCCGAUAGGCAGUACAAUUGCGAGUAAAUGUGCAGUUGCUGCGCCUCAGCCUGAAAUCGUGGAACCCACCCAGGAAGAGAGUAAUGAGUCGCCUAUACCCCCUACUGACUCUUCUGCCGAGCAAACCAGAAAAGAGCAAGUAGAAGAACGUCCGACUUCUCCUGAGAUAGAGACUGAUAUCAGGCCCCGGAAGACACUACAUCGUACACUCACGCAAGAUGAAGAAGAUGACCUUGUAGCGUGGUUAAGAGAGAACUCGUUCCUCUUCGACAAAUCAUCCGCAGGAUUCAAGUAUAAGGAGAAGAAGAACAGUACAUGGGCCGCGAAAGAGGCAGAGUUGGGCCUCAAACCUGGAGACCUGUCGUCAAUCUGGUACACGAAUAUGAGAACACAGUAUUCGAAACUAAUUAAGCUUACCAACAAAUCUGGAUCUGGUGCUGGAGAGCGCACAGCAAGGCAACAGUGGAUUUUGGACAACUUUGAAUUCCUGCGCCCUUAUCUGGUACAGCUGCGAACUCAGAGGGGAUCCAAAUUUGCGGAGAAGAGAAAGGAACUUGUCUUGGAGGAGACAGAGGAUGAUGACGCCGCCUCCGAUUCGUCAGCACCCUCUACAUCAGCAGUAUCUGGUUGCCGUCCCAAAGCAGCGCGUGUACUGUCCUCAUUGACGUCCGAGUUGGAGUCCGUGCGUGGUGCCAUCACAGUUGCGCAAGAUCCAGCAGCACACACUGGCCAGUUUUUGGUGUAUUUGAUGCGCCAAAUGGACCAGCAGAGAAUGAAUGUGUUUGUCACACGUGCAACAAGGCUGGCUCUGGACCUUGCGGAGGAAAGCCAAGAGGAGAAGAGACGACUAGCCACCCAAGAGGCAGCAGGGCAUGUAGGUCAACAGAUAGCAGAUCCAGUUUUUGCCAUGCCUGUCCCUCCCGCUCCUACAUCAUCUAUAUACAGAAGACAGGCUCCCAUAUCAGCGGCGUUCGGCUCAGCAUGGCAGCAGAAUCAGUUUCAGCAACAGGAUCACAUGCAGCAGGAUUUUCAGCUAGCUACCAAUAUAGCUGCAUCUGCACCACCAGCCCAUCUUACACCACUGCUGAAAAGUUUUACUCACCUGCAACCACCAAAUGUGCAGCCAAUCUUGCAACAGCCUACAUGUGCUUACAGGUCCAUUACACCCGCCAUAGAAACCCCAACCACGACUGCAUCUAUCAUCCGCCAGGCUAUGGAUAUGGUCUCGACACCAAAUAGUUCCCCCAUCCUAACCCAGGAGAUGCAUGACGCACCCAAGGACUGAACAAAGUAACUGGAAAAUGGUUGAACCAGCCAAGUGAUUUGAUGAUGUGAUUUUACUCAAGUUUAUGUGCAUUGUGAAUUUAGUUUUUCGACGUUUUGGUUUUUACUUUGAAUAAAGGUUAAAUAGCCUCAUUCUUGAUAAAUAUUACUGUUGACUGUUGAGUCUUCUUAAGUAAAUCAAUGUAAACUGUUCGUAAAAUUUGUUUGGAUAGCAAUUUAUCUUACUUAGAAACUUAAUUAGCUUACUUUUGGCAUAAGGCAAAAUAACCCUGUUAUUAUGUAGGUUUCUGUCAGUAUUAAAAGUUGAACUUAAAUGUGUAUUGUUAUAACAAAACAAGGCUGGUCAUGCUGGUAGCAAUUACUUAAGAAUACAUGUAUUCUAAAAUUUAAUAUUUUUCUUCAGCCCCUAAACAAUUAAUCAAUCAAUUAAAAGUGAGCGUUGUGUUCUGGUAGUUAAAACGUUCGACCUUAUGAAGAGAUGUCUGCUACCGCAACUUGUCCUAUACGUGUAGGUUAUAGUUCAUAUAAUGGAAAAAUAACCAAAUUUAAUACAAGCGAGCGAAGCGAAGCGCCGUAUUAAGUUUGUUUAUUUUUCCAUUAUAU